Molecule: messenger RNA, 2824 nt
Organism: Vitis riparia (riverbank grape)
Lineage: Eukaryota; Viridiplantae; Streptophyta; Magnoliopsida; Vitales; Vitaceae
Product: bifunctional UDP-glucose 4-epimerase and UDP-xylose 4-epimerase 1
Exons: 11
Coding region: 184-1236 (350 amino acids)
Biological process (GO): galactose metabolic process; rRNA processing
Cellular component (GO): cytosol
Molecular function (GO): UDP-glucose 4-epimerase activity; RNA binding
Source: RefSeq, a predicted model, not a curated record
CAAAUUCGAGUCACUGACCCAAUUCUCUCUCUCUCUCUCUUUCUUUCCCUCUCUGUGCUUAUCCAAGACCUAACUGAUUCCUUGAUUUGCUCAAACCCUAAAUCUUCUCUUUUAUUUCUCUCGACAUUGCUUCCUUAAUCAUUCCUUUUCUCUACUUCUCUCUCAUCGCAUUUUUUCUAGGCAAUGGCGUUGUACGAUCGGACGAUUCUCGUCACCGGUGGUGCCGGAUUCAUCGGCACUCACACUGUGGUACAGCUGCUGAGUGAGGGAUUCACGGUUUGGAUUAUCGACAACCUUGAUAAUUCUGUUCUGGAGGCUAUUGAGAGGGUCCGGGACUUGGUCGGUGCUGAGCUCUCUCGGAAACUCCAUUUCAAUCUGGGUGAUCUUAGGAAUAAGGCGGAUUUGGAGAAGCUUUUUUCUCAAACCAAAUUUGAUGCUGUGAUCCAUUUUGCGGGCCUUAAAGCUGUAGGAGAGAGUGUAGUGAAUCCUCGCCGCUAUUUUGAUAACAAUUUGAUUGGCACAAUUAAUCUCUAUGAGAUCAUGGCGAAAUAUAACUGUAAAAAGAUGGUUUUCUCAUCAUCUGCAACUGUUUAUGGUCAACCUGAAAAAAUUCCAUGUGUCGAGGAUUUCAACUUAAUGGCUAUGAAUCCAUAUGGCCGUACUAAGCUUUUCCUUGAAGAAAUUGCUCGUGACAUUCAAAAGGCAGAACCUGAUUGGAAAAUUAUUUUACUGAGGUACUUUAAUCCUGUUGGGGCUCAUGAAAGUGGUAAACUUGGUGAAGAUCCAAAGGGUAUCCCAAAUAAUCUCAUGCCCUACAUACAACAAGUGGCUGUUGGCAGAUUGCCUGAGCUUAAUGUUUAUGGUCAUGACUAUCCCACAAGGGAUGGUAGUGCGAUACGAGACUACAUCCAUGUUAUGGACCUAGCAGAUGGUCAUAUUGCCGCUCUCCGGAAGCUUUUCACAUCAGAGGAUAUAGGUUGCACUGCAUACAACUUGGGGACUGGGCAAGGUACAUCAGUACUUGAAAUGGUUGCUGCAUUUGAGAAAGCAUCUGGCAAGAAAAUCCCCAUCAAACUAUGUCCAAGGCGAGCAGGGGAUGCAACUGCUGUUUACGCUUCUACGGAGAAAGCUGCAAAAGAGCUUGGUUGGAAGGCAAAGUAUGGUAUAGCGGAGAUGUGCAGGGAUCAAUGGAAGUGGGCUAGUAAUAACCCAUGGGGGUAUCAUUCCAAGCCUUGAAGAGGAAAUUUAUGUGGAAACACCAUGUAAUACUUAGCACCCCCACCCAGAUCACACUGGGGCCAGAAAAAAUCCAUUGGACUUCAUCAAACAUUUAUGAACUGAUAAAUUGGAUCCUUCUUUGAGUUUAGGGCUUAAGCUAAUGAAUUACCUCCUUUAUCCUGCAAAAUGAAAUAAGGUAGAUAUACAUGUUUGGAUCACUUUAUUCCAUUGCUAUUUGGGCAAUAAAUGGCCCUUCCUGAUGACAAACUUGUAUCUUUAGAAUGAAUUAUUGAAUUGAACAUUGAUCUAUGUUCCAAAAUGAUGAUCUCUCUGUAUCCCUUCAUUGUGCCCUUAUCCAGUCAGUGAAGUUACUGGUCAAAACAUAUAAGUCACACUACAAAACAAAAAAAUCACAUGGGUAAGCUUUUUAUCUUUAACAUGUUGUUGGUUUUCCACAAGUGUGCUAUUUUUUUAUUGAUUCAGGACUUCUUAAAUCAAGAGAGUUGACAUCAACAUUUCUCUUUCGACUACCUGCCUCCUUUUUGAAUUGGGAAGCGUUUAGGGACAAGAAGCUCCAUCUCUCCAAGAAUCACCCCUACGUGCUUACAUGGCUUCCUGUGAUUUGAUUAAUUUGAGUCCUAAAGCAAUUACCUCAGCAUGUUUGUUUUAAAUGUUGACUUACUGACUUCGAACCAAACUCUUCUAAGUUAUCAACAGGGUUGAGGACCUAGGAAGAUGCCUUCUAUCUUCCCAUCCAUUCUUCAGGAAUAUUAUCUCUAAAGAGAUAGAAAAGAGAGGGCGCAAUGAAAGAAGAAAAAGACUUGGUGGUGAUUGCUUGUAGGUUAAUGGCUGGCGUUUCACCUGCAGCGGCUCAUUCUCCAGCACCACAGCCAUUACCAACAGCAUCUCCGGUAAUACAGCCGGUAUCAACAUCAUCUCCAGCAACACAGCUGUUUCCAACACCAUCUCCAUCAACACAGCUGUUUCCAACACCAUCUCCUUUCUCCUUCUCAGUUGCCACUACAGGGUGGAGCUCUAGACCCUCUGUCUAUUUUUCCCAUUGCUUCCUCCGAAGCUUGGCUCUUCUUUUCUCUUUUGUCUCUGCUCUCUCCCUCACGGUCACGGCCCCAUCAAGUGGACGAGCUAGCUUCACAAAGUACCCAGAAUUAACGUACUGUUUGGUUGUAACCAUUUUGGCUCUCACUUACUCAGCCUUCCAACUAUCUAAAAGUGUUUGUGACAUUACCCACAAAGGCUUUCUCAUCUCAGACAGGGUGUCCGACUACAGUAGCUUCAUUCUUGAUCAGUUGGUGGGUUAUCUUCUUGCAUCCUCUUCUUCGGUGAUAAUACCAGCCAUUCAGCGGGUCGAACAAACUGCACUCUGGAAGGCAGGCAUAGUCUCUGUUUGCAUGUCCUUUGCAGCUUUCCUUGUUACCGCAAUCUGUGCCCUCUUUUCAGGCUACAAACUUUGUAAGAGAGUCAUAUGGUGAUGCCAUCCUGGUGUAAAUGGUUCCCCUAUUAUUAAUCUGAACUUCUCUGCUUCAAUAAAUAGGAAAUGUAAUAACAAAGAAGUUCCUCUAUCAUGCUUACACUACUAGUUUUUUCA